UGCAACUUCUAUGCGCACUAGCACAGAAAGCGCACAAAGCCACAUAUAUGAAUCACUACAAAUUCCCUCUUUGCUCUCAGGACCCCAUCUUUCCUUCCACCUUAACACUCAAUACUCAUCCCAUCAUUGCCAUCGCAGAAUUCUCUUGCACUCUUUCCAUCAUCAAAACCUCGAAACCCUGAAUAUUUCUGGUUCUUGUGAUGGCUUGUUGAUAAGGAGCCGGCGGCGGCCUCCCUCUGAUCUUGGUUAUAAUGGGCAACUGCUGGUUUUCCAGGGAAUCCUCUGUUUACCGAGUGUCAUCCAAUGCUAAGUCAGACUCAACCAAAGACCAUAUUCAUUCCGUCAAAUCACGGAAUGAUGAUAGUAAGUUACCAUCCAACCCCGAAGAAGUGGAAGUCCUGCGCCGCGAUUCAGCUGCAAAGCCUUUGAUUGCCUUCACGUACGAUGAACUAAAGGUAAUCACUGGAAAUUUUAGGCAAGAUCGUCUUUUAGGUGGAGGAGGAUUUGGAAGUGUUUAUAAGGGUUUUAUUUCUGAGGACGUCAGAGAGGGCCUUCCUCCUCUUCCUGUAGCUGUCAAGGUACAUGAUGGUGACAACAGUCAUCAAGGGCACAGAGAAUGGCUGGCGGAAGUCAUAUUUCUCGGGCAGCUUUCUCAUCCAAAUUUGGUCCAAUUAAUUGGAUACUGCUGCGAAGAUGAACAUAGGGUGCUUAUAUAUGAGUAUAUGGCCAGAGGAAGCGUGGAAAACAAUCUCUUUUCCAGAGUAUUGCUGCCCCUGCCAUGGUCCUUAAGAAUGAAGAUCGCAUUUGGCGCUGCUAAGGGACUUGCAUUUCUUCAUGAAGCAGAGAAGCCUGUUAUCUAUCGUGACUUUAAGACAUCAAAUAUAUUAUUGGACCUGGACUACAAUGCAAAACUUUCAGAUUUCGGCCUUGCCAAGGAUGGACCUGUUGGGGACAAAUCUCACGUCUCCACUCGCAUAAUGGGAACUUACGGAUACGCUGCACCCGAAUACAUAUUGACUGGUCAUCUGACCCCUAGAAGUGAUGUGUACAGCUUUGGGGUUGUUCUUCUUGAACUUUUGACGGGAAGAAAAUCUCUAGACAAGUCAAGGCCCGCUCGGGAGCAGAACCUUGCAGAUUGGGCCCUUCCCUUGCUGAAGGAAAAGAAGAAAUUGUUGAAUAUAAUUGAUCCCAGACUAGAAGGCGAUUAUCCUAUAAAAGGAGUCCACAAGGCCGCAAUGCUAGCUUAUCAUUGCUUGAACCGCAAUCCAAAAGCAAGGCCUUUAAUGCGAGAUAUAGUAGAUUCAUUGGAGCCUUUGCAGCUUCACAAUGAGGUUUCUAUUGGAAAAACAUUGACCAUCAUCAGUGAGGUUCCUCAACCCGAAUUAAAAAGGAAAGAUGCUGAAUAAUCCCUCGAGGCUAGCCCUUCCUUUCUCUUGUCGCAUUUCUUUUCUCUGGUUUGAAGGGAGAGAGGUUUUGCAUGGAAAAUAGGCUAUUUCUUUCCAUUCUCUCUCUCCCCACCCUCGUCACAUGCAAUUUGAGUUUUGUAUGAACCAACCUCAAUCUAAACUGGCACAUGCAUAUUUGUA
Molecule: messenger RNA, 1586 nt
Organism: Prosopis cineraria
Lineage: Eukaryota; Viridiplantae; Streptophyta; Magnoliopsida; Fabales; Fabaceae
Product: probable serine/threonine-protein kinase PBL16
Exons: 6
Coding region: 252-1406 (384 amino acids)
Biological process (GO): protein phosphorylation
Molecular function (GO): ATP binding; protein kinase activity
Source: RefSeq, a predicted model, not a curated record